Molecule: messenger RNA, 1902 nt
Organism: Boleophthalmus pectinirostris (great blue-spotted mudskipper)
Lineage: Eukaryota; Metazoa; Chordata; Actinopteri; Gobiiformes; Gobiidae
Gene: prune2
Product: prune homolog 2 with BCH domain
Exons: 11
Coding region: 178-1146 (322 amino acids)
Biological process (GO): apoptotic process
Cellular component (GO): cytoplasm
Source: RefSeq, a predicted model, not a curated record
AUCACGUGACCACAAAAUGGUGGAAGCUGUGAGCUGUUUGCAAGUCGAGCAUCUCCUCCAAGGAAAAGAGAGCAGGAAAUAAGCAGGUGACAACAAGUACAAAUGGUUUAAAACGCAGACGGACUUGCAGAUUCACGUGACUCAGCAACGGUCGUCCUGUGGACAGACUUUGCUAAAAUGAACUCUGAAGGAGCUGAAGGCAGACCAGUGCCUCCCACCUCUUUACCUCUAGAAGGAGGUCAGAGUCAGAGGAAGAAGCUGUCAGCCCCUCGUAUCAGCCUGUCAUUGGACCAGAGUGAAGAUGACCUGGGUGAGACUCCAGAUGAUCUGGACAUUAAUGUGGAUGACAUCGACACUCCAGAAGAAGGAGACUACCUCGAUUACACAGACCACGAAAUGGACUGGGAAGACCCUAAGGUGGACAUUCAAAGUGGAACAAGUGAUGCCUAUAACACAAUCCCCACUUACAGUGCUGAGGAAGAGCGUCAGGAUCGUCAGGAUGGCAAACUGUGGCGAACUGUCAUCAUUGGAGAGCAAGAGCAUCGCAUUAAUAUGAAGAUCAUUGAGCAAUAUAUGAAAGUCAUAUCACAUGGAGGUUACUAUGGAAACGGAGUCAAUGCCAUCAUAGUUUUUGCUGCUUGUUUCCUGCCAGACAGUGAUCUACCUGACUAUCAUGAAAUUAUGGAAAACUUAUUUUUAUAUGUCAUUAGCACUCUGGAGCUGAUGGUGGCAGAGGACUACAUGAUUGUGUAUCUGAAUGGGGCCACACCACACAGGAGAAUGCCGGGCCUGGGCUGGCUCAAGAAGUGCUAUCAGAUGAUUGAUAGAAGGCUCAGAAAGAACUUGAAAUCCUUUAUUAUUCUCCACCCAUCAUGGUUUAUCAGGACUGUUUUAGCCAUCACAAAACCUUUCAUAAGUGCCAAGUUCAGCAGUAAGAUAAAGUAUGUCAGCAGUCUGGAUGAGCUGCAGCAGCUAAUCCCAAUGGAACAAAUACAGAUCCCAGAGUGCAUCAUCAGAUUGGACAAAGAGCUGAAGGAAGCAGAGAACUCCAAAGUUAAUAGUUUCUUGCUGGGACCCCAGCCAACAGUUGACAGGACACAGGCAGAGGAAGCUGCAACUAGCAACUCCCAAAGCCAGGCAUCCUAAAUAACGUUCCAUAUACUACUAAUAGUGCCUGUUUACACAUCUUGUCUCAUUGUUAUGGCUGCUGUAGCACUAUAUGUAGUUCUUCUGUAUAUCUGUAAGUCACCACACUGAGUAGAAUCAUCUCAGUAUCAGCCACAGCAGUUGUUGUUUGAUGUGUGUUUGAAAACAGUAACAUUGUAGACUUGACAGCGCGUUGCACUGACUCAUUCAAAUCUAGAAUAUAUUGGUUGUGAGCAUGUGAAGCUGUGGAGCAAUAAUGACACUUUUUUUUCAGUUAGACAUGUAUAAAGUUUUAAGUAGCCUCUAGAGGAGCACAAGGCGUAGCAUAACUUUGUGCUAGUGAUUGUGGCCAAACAAACACAGGUCUAUCAAAUUAUUGUAAUUAUUUAUUUAAUUUAUUUUUUAUAAUGCACAUUUAAAUGAUGUUAGUAAUUUAGUCAUUUCCUAAACCUAUUUAUAAAAUAAUGCCAACUUAAGAAAUGACCUCAUAAUGAAAAAGAAACACAGGGACUGCAAAGCACAAUGUCAUCUCUGCUCCUUGUUGCGUGUGUUUUCUGUAGAACCGUGCAUGUCUCUUCACUGUUUUACUGUUGUAAGGUAUGGAGGAGGUGCAAAAACAUAAAUAGAGUUGAGUCGAGUAAUUCAAUAAAAUUGCACCAAGCAACUGUACCAAGACUAUGUUGUUUGUGUGUCUGAUGACGUUUGUUUAUUAAACUAUUGGAAAGUUAGCAUUUACAUACUGUCAGGGACAUCUGA